AGCAAUAACGUUUCAAGUUUCAACUCAGUUUCAAGUUUCAACUCUACAAUGACUACGACUUACAAGUCUUAGCCGACAACUUUACUGUGCUUAGUGUUUAAUGUUUAUUGCUUAUUGAUUGUUACAUAAUAAUUAAUAGUAUAGUAACUAUAAUAUAUGUGCCGAACAUAUUAUACGAAAUGUUAAAUUACUACUAUUGAUAAUAUAAUAUUAUUUAAUUUAAUAAUUUGUCUAAUUGGUAUCGCGUUUUCUUUAGAUCAUUAGAUCUUAAACUACGAAUGUACCCCAUCCCGAUAAUUUGAAACAUUUAUUGAUUUAUUAGCGACGAGCCUAAACGAGAAAUAUAUUGUAUAUAUGCGCAAUCUCAACUGUCACAUAUUUAUUCAAUUAUAAGCGUAAAUGUGCGUCGAUUUAACUCGCACAUGCGUAGAUAGCGCGUCUCAUCCAAACGAUCGUUGCUUAUAAACAUUUAUUUAUACAUAUUACAUGCAUUAUGCUUCAAAUUGUUAACACGGGCGAGGUGGGUAAUAUUAAACGUUAAAUUGUUUUUAUCAUAGACCUAUUAAGAUCUUUAUAAUUCUUAUAUCUAUGGUUUACACGUACAAGAUGAUUCCAUUUACCACUGUCUACACGUUUUUCUAUCUAUUAAAUUUAUAACCAAAUACAAAUUGGAUAUUGUAUUAACUUGAAGAAUAAGCACGGAAAACUAGAAAUGGAACGUGAUCCCAAUAAAAGAAAAGUCAAACCUCCUGCUAACCCAGAAUUGGUACAUUUAGAUGAUAUAGAUGGUGAAAGUUCAUCUGAUAGUGAUUUUCGUAUUGAAGAUCAUUAUAUAAAUAGUGAAUCGGAUUCUGAUAGAGCUUCAUAUUUCACAUUUACUGAUGAUGAUGGCAAUCAAGAAGAAACUGAAAAAGAUGAUGAAGAUGAUGUUACAUGUAAUGAUAAUAAUAUAACUGAUGUCACAAGUAUUGUUACACCCAAUCAAGAUAAUUCUAUAAAAGUAAAUUUAAAAGAAAUAGUAGAUAAUAUUCAUAUUUGUAGUAUUUGCUUAGGCGAUGCUAGUGAUGAUGUUAAUGAAUUAAUAGAUUGUGAUGAAUGUGGUAUAUCAGUUCAUGAAGGUUGUUAUGGUGUUCAUGACACAGGAAGUGUAAGUUCAUCUGUUUCGUCAUGUUCCAUGGAACCAUGGUUUUGUGAAGCUUGUAAAGCAGGCAUAGAAAAUCCUAUUUGUGAAUUAUGUCCUAAUUUUGGUGGAAUAUUUAAAGAGACAGAUUGUGGAAAAUGGGUACAUUUAGUAUGUGCUUUAUAUGUACCUGGUAUAACUUUUGGUGAAGUUACAAGUCUCAGUAAAGUUAUGUUAUUUGCUAAUACUACACCUCGAUGGGGUAAUAAACGAUGCAGUUUGUGUAAAGAUAUGAGAUUUAGUUGCACUGGAGUGACUAUUGCGUGUGAUGCUGGAAUGUGCAGAUCUAAUUUUCAUGUUACUUGUGCUCAACAAGAAGGUAGUUUGUCAGAAGCAACAAGUCCAGAAACUGACCAAACAGAUCCAUUUUAUGCUCAUUGCAAGUUGCAUGUUGACAAACUUGUAGCAAAGAAAAGAAAAAGAAAUUGGGAAAUACUUCAAUUAAGAACAAAACAAAUGAAAUUAUUGCGUGAACAACAGUCUUCUGAAAAAUCAGCUACAUGGCAACGUAAUCAGCGAAGGCUUGAAAAAUUACGAUCUAAGUAUUAUGAAAUGAAAAAAAUCAGUAUAACAGAGUCAACAUCAAAAUCAAAAGUUCCUCGUCCCAUUACAACAUCAGCUUCAGCAUGUCGAGCCCUUUGGUUAAAAGCUGGCUUAAUGGGUGUAAAUAUGGCUUCCUGUGAGGCUAUUGAAGGACAAAUAAAAGCAUUGCGUGAUGUCCCAAAAAAAUGGAAUGUACCUACUACAUUUAGUUUGGAAUUUGUAAGUUAUUUCAUGGAUAGAAAUUUAAGAUUGACAGAUUUGAAAAAACAGCUAAAACAUUUUACUGAUCAAAACAACAAACUUCAUGAUGAACAAAUAAUUGUACAAAAAAAAUAUGAUCAAGAGUCCAAAAGUAAUGAGAUUCAAAAACAAAACCAUUUAAAACUUAAAAAUAUUAUUACAGCAUACCAUACUGUCAUUAAUCUAUGUAAUCCUAAUGCUAAUAUUUCAGAUGUAGAUAUACUUACUAGAGAAUUUCAAAAUGAUCAUAAUUCUUUUAUAACAAAUAGUUCAACUCCUUCUACUACUGCUGUUUUAAAAGCAAGUCUUGGAAUAUCAAUCAGAAAUAAUGAUAAUUUAGAAAUUAUAGAUAAUGUAGCACCAUUAGGUUUGUACAAUAAGUGUGGUAUUUGUAGUCGUACAAAUGAUCAACAUUUGUUGGCAAAAUGUGAUACAUGUUAUUUAUACUAUCAUUUGGGUUGUUUAAACCCACCACUAACUAGAAUGCCUAAAAAAACAAAAUUAUUUGGAUGGCAAUGCAGUGAGUGCGACAAUACUAAUUCAAACUCUGAGCCAGAAACAGUUGAUCCAAAUGCUCCUAGAAAAUUAAGAUAUGGUGGAAGAGAGCGAUCUAUAUCAGACAGUCAUAGAUCUUCAUCUAUCGUUAAUGAUUUACAGGAUUUUAAUAGUCUUACAGAACAGAAUAAAAUGCCUAGUGUAUCAAAGAAGAAAAAACAUGAACGGCAUAGAGAAAGGUAUUCUCCAGAAAUAAUUACAAAACGAGUAAAGUCCCGCAAACGUAAACAUAAGCACCACAGGGAUAACAAUACUUCAGAAUUAGAAUCAACUAAUGAUUAUUUAGUUAAUGAACCACCCCGACAAGGAAUUAAGCUAUUUAUUAAAUCUGUACCAAGUGCUAGUGGAGUUAAAACAACAUCUUCACAAUUACUUAUUGCAUCACCAGUAGAUGAAAUACCUCAAACUUCUUCAAAAACCAAACCAGAAAAGAGUGUUGCACCACUCAGAAUAACCACAACAUUGACAGAUAUUAAAUUGACUCCUAAGUGUAAUACUUGUCAAACAACUGGAACAAGCAUGACAAUGGUUCAGUGUGAUGAAUGCAGUAAAAAUUUUCAUUUUUGUUGUCUUGAUCCCCCAGUGAAAAAAUCACCAAAAGUACGAGGGUACUCAUGGCACUGUGCUGAAUGUGAUCCAACGGUACAUCAAUAAUUUCUUUAAGUCUGCCAUUAGUCAUUAUAUAAAAAUACUAUUUGAAAAAAAAAAUAAUAAUAAAUUUAUGUUUGUCUGAUAUUCAAUGUAUACUCUGUUAUAAAUAAGAAUAAACCAGUUAGUUUAUGAAAAUGGUUUUCGUUUUGAUUUCUCCUAAGAUAAAUUUUCUAUAAAAACUGUUAAUGACUUAAGAAGCUGCAGCUAAUAGUUACCAGUUAUUAUCUAUUGCUCUUAAGUAUGACUAACUAAGGUCGAUGUCCUUUCUCUAAUUAUUUGUGAAGUGGUUUAUUCUUAUUUAAAACAAGUAUAAGUCUAGGGCUUGGAACCUCUUGCACAUUUCUUAGGAUUUCUUAGGAUAUUAUUCAAAAUUUAAUUUGACAUUAACUUAUUUUAUAAUAAAUGAAAAAAUUAAUAUUCA
This is a messenger RNA of Melanaphis sacchari, 3590 nucleotides long. Its product is annotated as PHD finger protein 14-like. The transcript has 18 exons. Lineage: Eukaryota; Metazoa; Arthropoda; Insecta; Hemiptera; Aphididae. Gene Ontology annotation, biological process: regulation of transcription by RNA polymerase II. The record is from RefSeq and is a predicted model, not a curated record. Bases 713 to 3172 code for a protein of 819 amino acids.